Dichomitus squalens LYAD-421 SS1 is the source of this 1982-nucleotide messenger RNA. RefSeq lists its product as uncharacterized. Lineage: Eukaryota; Fungi; Basidiomycota; Agaricomycetes; Polyporales; Polyporaceae. The transcript is spliced from 4 exons. Bases 169 to 1695 code for a protein of 508 amino acids. The record is from RefSeq and is a predicted model, not a curated record.
CAGCCAAGCUAUGUCGGAACCCUGCAACAACUCUCAAGCGUUCUCUCUGAUGCGUCGUCCCGCGUUCGUACGCUCCUCAAUACUCUACCAAAAAUCAACACUCUACCCCCGGAAUUGCUCGGGAAUAUCUUCCUCCACUACGUAACCGAGUCAGUGCGGAUCGAAGGCAUGUCCAAUUACAACGCCUUCGGGGUCUUCAACUACGCCUCGCGGCGCAAGGCGUUCCGUCUCACAGAAGUCUGUCACCACUGGCGCACUGUCACUCUUGCUACGACUUCGCUCUGGUGCGGGGUCAUAUGCGGGUGCGACGACUUGAGGCCGCCAGAGUACCACCUCCACCUCUCCAAAGGCGCCCCCCUGCACGCGAUCAUCAAGGGGGAUCUCGAGGCCGCCGAGAAUAUCCUCGCGACGUAUCCCGCCCGAAUCCAGCACCUUCUCAUGAUGGACACGACCUUCUGGUCGCGCCGCUACGACCCACGGCGAUUCCUCGCGCACGUUACCCCCGACCUCCUCACCUGUACACUCAACUUACAGUCGUGGCCUCGCGGGCCUCGCCUUCCCGAGCUCCGAUACAACCUCUUCGCACCAGGGGGGGCCGAGCGCCUGCGCUCGCUCUCGGUUUACACCGCCAAAAUCAUACCAAAUGACCAUUUCCCGAAUCUCCGCGUGCUCAACUUGUACGAUAUAGUCGGCAUCCCGAGCUUCCCGCACAUUCUCUCUCUUAUCGGGCGCUGUCCUUUGGUCGAGGAGGUCUGCGUGCAUUCCGACUGCAUGCCUGGACCCAGCACGCCUGAUGGGCGUUGGGAUCUUGUCGAGCUCAAGCACGCGAGGAAGAUUGCGCUCCUCUUCCCCAACUCAGCAUGGAUCCUUGCUCACCUUGCGCUACCCUUGAAUGCGCUGGUGCGCGUGGACGAUUUCAUCCUCGAGGAGCAGUCGAAAUGGUCUACGUUGCCUGCACCCCUGGGACCUGCAGCGCCAAACUUCACCCGCCUGCGCAUUUUCCCGCAGGAGAGCUUCAUCCACGACGGAAUCGUUGGGGGUCUCCGAGUUGAGCUUGCUGCAGCUAUGAACGCUCACGCUGGCUAUUGCCUCAAUGCCAUUGCACGUUCUACAGUGCCAUCGUUGGUCCGGUACAAGACCCUCGUAGACAUCUUUGACAGGACCGAUUCGCGCUUUGCACACAUAACCGUCCUCUGGGCUGUACGUAUACCCAUGACAUUAUCCCUUAUUCUCUCCGCUCUGCCUACAAUACGCGUGCUUGGCGUCGUGCUCAAUUAUGGGGAUACUAUGAUCGAUCUUGCUGACACGCUGCGAGUGCGGGCUGACGGGGACCUUGUUUGCCCCUCACUUUCCGCUCUCUAUAUCUCUCACUGUCAGGGAUGCGGGAAAAACCUACACUCGCUCCGGGACACCGUCGUCUCGCGCGCCCAGGCCAACCAUCGUAUCGCGCGGGUCGCUCUUCGGUGCGCGCAUACCCCUAACGAAGACGAGUCCACCCUUGCGCCUCACUUCGCUGCCAUCCGCCAACAUGUCGAUGAAUUCACCAUAAUUCCACGCAUAUGGCAUUCCAAAUCACGCUCCAUCUUGCCUCUGGAAUGGCGCGAGGAAUGGGGGCGCGAAGACGAUGGUGUUUGGCCGGACUGGGAGUUGUUCGGUGGGCCGCGCGCAAGUGUGCGGCGCGACUUUUUCAAGUAGGGUGAGCUCGUGUACCGCCACCCUGGUACAGAGCAGAUUCUAUAUUCCCAUCCUGGGCUGAAGAUACGCCGUGUUUCGGAGCUAGCCUGACUUGUGGUUUUUGUGUGUGCGACCCCCGCAGUACAUCCACCCCGCGGAUGGUACGGGCGCGUACUAUAGAUCCUUGUGAUACGGAAAUCGGAAUGGAUGCAUGUACGAGAAUGAAACGCGUGCGCUCAUGCGCGGUUCGCUUUAUUACGAAGGAUGUCAAGCACUAGCCGGCGAUGGGAACAAAUUAUAGCGACUGA